Molecule: messenger RNA, 981 nt
Organism: Malassezia japonica
Lineage: Eukaryota; Fungi; Basidiomycota; Malasseziomycetes; Malasseziales; Malasseziaceae
Exons: 1
Coding region: 1-981 (326 amino acids)
Biological process (GO): carbohydrate metabolic process
Molecular function (GO): hydrolase activity, acting on carbon-nitrogen (but not peptide) bonds
Source: RefSeq, a predicted model, not a curated record
AUGCCGUACGAUCCCUACGCGAAGCGCGACCUUAUCGGCUACGGCCAGACGCUGCCCCAGGCCCAGUGGCCCGGAAAUGCGCGAGUCUGCAUUUCCUUUGUGGUAAACUACGAAGAAGGCGGCGAAAACACGCUGCUGAACGGCGAUGCAGGCGCCGAAGUGUAUCUGACCGAGUACGGCGCACCGACCGGCCCUGCGCCGAAUGGCCUGCGCAACCUGUCGGUGGAGAGUUCGUACGAGUAUGGAUCGCGCCGUGGGUUCUGGCGGCUGAUGGACCUCUUUAAAAAGUUCGACUACCCCUUUACCUCGUGGGCCGUCGGACGUGCCGUCGAGCAGAACCCCGCGGCGGUUGCGGCGAUGGAGGAUGCGCGCGGCGAGGUCGCGAGCCACUCGUACCGCUGGAUCAACUAUGUCCAGGUGCCUGAGGACGAGGAGCGUGCGCACAUCAACAAGGCGAUAGACGCGAUCCACGACGCAAGCCCCUCGGGCGCGUAUCCCUUGGGAUGGUACACCGGCCGCCAGUCGCUCAACACGCGCCGCCUGGUGUACGAAGAGUACAAGAAGCGUGGCCUGCAUACCAAGCUGUAUGAUUCGGAUGCGUACGACGACGACGUGCCGUACUAUGUGCCGGCACCGGACGGCACGCCGAACGAGCACUUGCUCGUCAUUCCCUACACGCUGGAUGUGAACGACAUGAAGUUUGCCAACACGCCGGGCUUCUUCAACAGCGACUCGUUCUACCAGUACAUGGUCGACUCGCUCGAGACGCUCCUUCUCGAGGGCGACGAGGCGCCGCGCAUGAUGACCGUCGGGCUCCACUGCCGCAUUGUCGGCCGGCCGGGCCGCGCGUGCGCCUUGCGCAAGUUCCUCGAGUACGUCCAGCGCAAGGACGCCGAGCUGCGCGCAACCGGCGGUGGAAUCUGGGUCGCGACGCGUGGCGAGAUUGCCGAGCACUGGCGCAGCGUGCACCCCCCUCUGUAG